AUGUAUUGCGUGCCACCACUUUAUUGUGUUAUGUAGUGGGUGUACUGAUUAAUUAGGUAUAGACAAGAAAUGUCUUUCAAUUGUUUUCGGAAAUUUUAUGAUUUCUUUAUUAAAUUAAAAAAGAUUAGGACAUAGAAGGGAAUAAAAAUAAAGUGGUGCAUUCAUUUUUAUAAGAAGGCAAUAACAACAAUUAAAAACUAAAUUACAAAACCAGUAAAAGAAAUCUCCAUUGGCUAUUGUUGAGGCAAUAGAUCAUGGGAAGAACAUUAGCUCAGAGAAGGAGUUGUAUGUCAUGUGUGAGAUACCUUAUCAUUAUUGUAAACUGUCUCUACAUGAUAGUUUCCAUGGCAAUAAUUGGUGUUUUCUUGUGGAUGGCUUUGGACCAGGUUGACCCAGUGAAAGGAGUUACUGGCUCUGAUUUGGUUCUAAUAUCUGUGUCCCUCUUAGUUAGUGGAGGCAUUCUCCUUCUCCUAUCUACCUGUUUCGGCAUUGCUGCUGCAUCUGCUGAAAAUUUUGCCAUGAUGAUUGUAUACAUAAUAGCAAUUCUUCUCGUCCUUCUGGCUUUUGUGGCAGCAUCCAUAUGUAUUGCAGUCUUCAAAGCCACACUAAACGAAAAUGUAAGAAUGGACAUGGAAAACAUCUUGAGAUACCAAUAUGGUGACACUUCUGAUAAUCACAACAUACAAAUUACAAAAAGCUGGGACAAAGCUCAAAGCACAUGGCAUUGCUGUGCAGCUGGAGACAAAACCUGGGCCCUCUACCAAGAAAGUAAAUGGUUUGCCAUGAAUAUUGACCCCAGAGGCAAGCCAUUUGUACCGCUAUCUUGCUGUGAACAAACUCCAGAUGGUCAAAUUAAAAACGUAAAUACAUGCCAGUUAACUAAGCCACCUGCCAUUGGAGAUCAGUACCCUGGAUCACCAGCUCCAGUUUACUACAGAGGCUGCUAUGAAACAUUGAAAGAUUUCUUGCUGCCAGAUCAAGUAUCAUGGUUCACAGGAAUUUUCUGGGUUGGAAUAUGUGGAGGCGUUCUUAUGCUCUUUGUCAUCAUACUGGGAAUAACGUUUAGCGUUCAAAUCAGGCAGGAAUCAUCAUCGUCAUCAAUUAAUGCAAAUGAAUUAGAAUUUCUCUCAAAAUCUACCCCAAAAUUUGUCAUGAACAGCAGCAGCAACAGCAAUAGUUUAUCUCUGCAGCAAACAGCGCCACAUCAAUACAUAUUUUAAAGUUGACAAAGACCAAAUACCAAUGAAAAAAGUGGAUUCAUUAGAAUCAUUUUAUAAUGAGAAAAGAUAUUAGGGAAUAUAACAUAUAAAUCAAUCAUGUAAUUUUUUAGCCAUAUACUGAUCGAAUUGUAUUAAAUUUUACGACAAAUCAUGGAUAAAUAUUAGAUAAACAAGUGACAAAUAUAUAUACAGUAAGCUUCUGAAAUUCAUAUAGUCUGUACAUUUAGUUGUUCUCUGUGUUUUUUUCUAUUUUUCAAUUAACAGUCAGUUAUUUCCUACGAAUGUAUUUAACAAU
Messenger RNA from Helobdella robusta, 1515 nucleotides. RefSeq lists its product as hypothetical. The record is from RefSeq and is a predicted model, not a curated record. Gene Ontology annotation, cellular component: membrane. The coding region runs from base 255 to 1220 and encodes 321 amino acids. The transcript is spliced from 11 exons. NCBI's taxonomy places the organism in Eukaryota, Metazoa, Annelida, Clitellata, Rhynchobdellida, Glossiphoniidae.